Molecule: messenger RNA, 4071 nt
Organism: Plasmodium cynomolgi strain B
Lineage: Eukaryota; Apicomplexa; Aconoidasida; Haemosporida; Plasmodiidae
Exons: 2
Coding region: 1-4071 (1356 amino acids)
Source: RefSeq, a predicted model, not a curated record
AUGGUAUUUUAUAUUUCCUCAAAGGGUAACCAAAUAAAUGACUACGUUAUAACUAGAUCAGUAAGUUCCAAGAGAGAUUACAUCGACGGGUUCAAAAAGGACAAUCCGAAGUAUAGAAGUAGCGAAGGCAACGGUUUCGACAUCGGUAACGGUUUCGAAGUUGGUAACAGAAUCGAAGUUGGUAACAGAAUCGAAGUUGGCAACGGUUUCGAAGUUGAAAGCAGAGUCCAAGUUGGUAACAGAGUCGAAGCUGGUAGCGGAGUCGACCUUGGGAGUGACACCCAUCCUGGUAGCGGCGUCCCCACUGACAAAGGCCCCUCCCCCCAGGGAAACAUCAUCGACGCGGGGAAAAGCCACAGAGAUAUCGAGCGAAACCUUUUUAAUCUUAAAAAUGGUAUAAAAAACUCGGUUGACUUUGGCUUGUUCAUAAAAUUAAAAGACAUUAAUAGCUUGUCAAACGACAACAUACACGAAAUUAAUGAGCUGUUAAAGAAGGAGAAACAGAAGGAUAGAGUGAAAGAGAGAGAAAGGCGACCCAGUACUGAGUCCAAAGAUUCGAAUUACAAAAAGAAGCAGGAAUAUCAAGAGGCAGAUAGCGAGAAGGAAGAGGCAGGACAGGAACAACACAAAACAAAACAAUUUGGUGCAUCACAGGAGUUCCUACUGCAAUAUCAUCACGAACUCCAACAACAGCAGCAGAAACAGAAGCAGAAGAAACAGAUACGACAGCAACGACAUCAGCGGCAGCAGACAGGGGAAGACGAUCAGGAGGAAUCCAUUUACGUGAGGAAGUACAACAAAAGGAGGGAGAAAAAAAUCGAACCCUACACUGAGUGGACCGGCUCACGCGCGGAGAGUAACGCUCUAUGUGAUAAUAGCGCCAUACGAGAGAGCAGUGGCGCGCACGACGGCAGAAGCGUAUUUGAGGAUAGCAACCCGCGUGAUAGUAGCGACCAACGUGAGAUCGGCAACCCACGUGAUAGUAGCGUCCAACGUGAGAGCGGCAACCCACGUGAGAGCAGCAACCAACGUGGGAGCGGCAACCCACGUGAAAGCAGCAACCCACGUGAGAACAUCGGGCUGCGGGAUAGCUCCUGCAUGCGGAACAUCGACUACAGCCUUUGGAACAGAAUAGGAGAGCGCAGCCUAAAUCAAGCACUGAUACAUAGAGGAGUCACAACUGAGAAGGAAAAGAGAAAAUACAACAAAAUGAAUAACAACACGGACGUUAUUGUCAAUACUGGAAGUAACAACACGUGUGGAGUUCGAAGUGGAGGAAACAUCAGGGGGGCUGGGAGCAUGCGAGGCAGCAGUGUGAGAGGCAGUGGCAUGAGGGGAAGCGGUAUGAGAGGAAGUGGAGUGAGAGGUAGCAGCAUUAGAAGUAGUAGCAUCAGAAGCAACAGUGUCAGGAGUACCAGCGUCAGAAGCAACAAUGGCAGGACUGGUGCAAUCAAAAACGGUAAUAAUCCAAACCACAAAGGUAACAACAAUGAGUACUACUCUACUUACAACUACAGAUACCCUUAUGAAGAUGGCAGACCGAGGGAAAUGCUAAUUCGAGAAGAAAAUACCAGCAUGAAAAAACAAUACAGCAAUGUCAUUAACGAGUUUGAUCACAUCGAAAUUGUGAAUAACAUAUCCGAUGAUGAGAAAAACGAACAAAUAGAAGAACAGAUAAAGGAAUUGGAGGAACUGGACAUUUUAGAAAGGCGACGGGAUGGAAGGUUAAAUGAGGGCUGCUUACCAACGGUGAAGAAGGAUGAGGAGAAACUUAAAAAAAUCGAAAGAGGAGAUGGAGCCACAUCAGUAACAGUGACCCAAACAGGAGGAUUAGGAGGAGGAGGAAUCGAUAGAACACGCUUAACUAAUCAUGAGAGCGAUUGCUACGAUCAGUAUGCGCAACGUAACCUCCUCAAACAUGUGCAUGCCAAUCACCAUGACGUGAAUCGAGACCCCAGCAAUGACCGAAGCGAAGUAAUAACCGAAUUAAGCAGAGCGCAGUUGUGCCAAGCCAAGUCGGAAAAUGCCAUUAGAGAGGAACCCAAACGAUUUAUCGACUCCAAUGCAUUCAAAAUGACGUACGUCUGUAAUAACGGCAGCGGUAAUAAUGAUGCAGGUAAUAAUGGACAUAUCAGUAACGAUCCCAUUACUAGCAACACUUACAACGAUGCGGCUAAUGAUGCGAUCAACGAUGUGACCAAUGAUGCGAUCAACGAUGUGACCAAUGAUGCGAUCAACGAUAUGGCCAACGAUGCGGUCAACGAUGCGGCUAACGAUGCGGCCAACGAUAUGACCAACGUUAAGGGAGGAAGGCUGCUAAGAAAUCUGCACAAGAACAACCUUCUCGUUGAUCACAGAGAAGGGGUUAAUAGGGUGUCCAAGAAAUACGCCGCCGAAAUGGGUGGGGCAAAUAAUGUGGUAGUACAUCGAAAGAGGAGGAGAAAAAAUUUAGAUGACAGCAGCAGGUAUGUAGAAAAUGAAGGCAUCAACGGAAUGAUCGCUGGGGGUACAGACGGACAUGUUUUUACCAAUGUUAAAUCUGAUAGCACUCACGUUGGAGUGAUGACCCCCUCCCCUAAUGACACUGCAUGUGCUGAGGCGAAGCAUAUCAGUAAUGAUUUUGGCAUGUCUCGUAAUGACUGCAACGGAGGGGUUAAGCAGAAUGGAGGUAUCAACCAGGAUCAAGGCUCUACAAAUAGUUUCGAUGUUAACAGGUUUGAGAGAAUUAAUGAUCAUAGCAGCGGUGGGGGACGUGCUGUCUACAUGGCGAGGAAUAGCUUCACCGGUGUAAGUAACUUCAUUGGGGGAGGUUCCCCUUCCAUGCCGAAUGGAAACAGUAAACCGGAGGAGGGAAAUUCAAAAAACUACGAAAAUUACAAUGCACAUAGUAACAACGAGUAUGAAACAUACAACGAUAAUGGUACUGAACAAAAUAAUCACAACAGAGUAGAACAGGAUGGAAUGGUGGGUAUCAACAUGGACCAGGCAGAUGACAGGAGAAAUGGCCUGAACAACUCCUCCCUACAAUCAAACAUAUAUGUAAAAACAAGUGAAGCACCCUCAUUUGGACAUCCAAGAGGAGGCAUUAAAAUGAAGGGUCAUCGUCAUAAGAAAAAAGGAAGAGCUUUACAUAGACUGCAUGCAAAUAUGAAUAUCAUAAAAGGAAUAAAUAAAAAUAGCGAAUCAAAGUUUGGUCAUUCAACAAAUGGAACUAUGCCGCAUUCGCAAAACCUGGACAAGAAAAAUUUUUUCACGAAUGAGAAUAAUAUGGAUCAUUUAGUGAAUGACAGAGUAAGGAGCUCACCGGGGUCACACUUCCAUGGGCACAGUAAUGCGAAGGAGGACUAUGCUGACAGUAAUGACAAUGACUACAUGAAUAACGAGAACACCUCGCAUAAUUACGGGGCUCGGUUCAAUGAGGAUUUUUCCGACGCGGAGAACGACGGUGAGCAGAAGAAGCGGAAAAAGCGAGUCACCGAGGAAGGCUCCAAGGAGAGCAGCAAAAUCAACGUAGGGAACAACUACCAAGUGCCCAAGCUGCCGAACUUCUUUCUCUGCCGCUCGGAACUAAUGUACAGAAACUACGAAGCGGUGGAAGAAACAAAUAACGAUCAAGUUUGCCUGACAUGUUCAGGCCUCCCUUGCCAUUGCCGAGUAGGAGAAGCGACGUUAGUAUAUUCCCCAUUAAUGUUAGAAAGGGUACGAGAAAAAUGCAUGAAAAACAGAGGCUACCACAAAUGCGUAAAAAACGAAAUCGAACUAUCUGCAUAUGUUCAAGAGUGUGCAAAAAGCUGGAAAUCAAAUAUAGACGAAUGGGUCCCUUUUUCACCUGAGUAUGCAUAUAAAUUAUUGCAUUAUGCCAAUUACGAUCCGCAUAAAGCUAUUAGCAUUAUGAAGUCCUCGGAGUUUUCCUUUCGCAAAAUUAUGGACCCUCCCACGAGGAAAUAUCAGAACAAAUGGAAGCCAAAGGAUAAGCGGGAGCAUAUUUCCAAGAACCCCUUCCCGUCUCCUCUAACAAUACGGACGUACCUCUCCAAGAGGCACCACAUCAGUGGCUACCACCUUAGAUGA